Molecule: messenger RNA, 645 nt
Organism: Olea europaea var. sylvestris
Lineage: Eukaryota; Viridiplantae; Streptophyta; Magnoliopsida; Lamiales; Oleaceae
Exons: 3
Coding region: 1-645 (214 amino acids)
Biological process (GO): DNA repair; telomere maintenance
Molecular function (GO): DNA helicase activity
Source: RefSeq, a predicted model, not a curated record
AUGGCUGCAUCUUUAUUACCUGGAGGACGAACUGCUCAUUCAAGAUUUAAAAUCCCUCUACAAACGGUAGGUGAAGUCAACUGCUCUAUUAACAAGCAAUCGGCAUUAGAAACUUUAUUGAAAAUGUGUAGGCUAAUAAUUUGGGAUGAGGCACCUAUGGUAAAUCAUUGUGCUAUAGAAUCUGUAGACAAAAUGUUUAGAGACAUCACUGAUUCACUGGUUGAAAAUAUGAGAGCGAAGUCCGAUCACAUUUUUUGUGAAUACUUACUUCGAAUUGGAGAUACAUAUACCGAUCAUUUAUAUACGAUGGUCAAUCGUGUUAUUCUUACGCCUACAAAUGAAUGUGUUGACUACAUUAAUGGACUUUUGUUUGAACAAAUUCCCGAUCAAAGUUUCACGUACUAUAGUUUUGAUGAAACAAUUGAGAAAUUAGAACAAAACUUACAUGAAGACUUCUUGAAUACUUUGACACCAUAUGGUAUUUCACCUCAUGAGUUGGAACUGAAGAUGAAUUGUCCUGUAAUGUUAUUACGAAAUAUUAAUCCUUCAGAGGGGUUAUGCAAUGGAACACAAUUUAUUUGUCGAAAAUUUGAGAGAAAUGUCAUUCUUGAUGAAAUCACAACUGGUGAAUAUCGUGGAAAAUAA